AAGAGGGCCAACCUGUUAUCGGGCCUUGAACGUUUCCAGGAAGGGAUUAAGCAAAGGUUCAAAUCUAUCUACUCAUGAUUUCUUGGACCAAGUCACUUCAGAGUUCAGACAACAUUAUUACCGUUGACUUGACUUUAUGAGUCAACUAACAAAACCUCAUCUUCUCUAUGAGCAGAUCGAUCGCCAUGAGAAGCUAAUAAUUUAACUAUUAGUUAGUUUGCUCAGACAAAGUAAAAAAACAGCGAGAGAAAUCAUCGAAAUGGAUUUCAUCUCAUCCCUACUAGUGGGUUUAGCUCAGGGGUUGUGUGAAUCUUUGAAUAUGGCAGAGAGAAGAGGAGUUAAGGUUGAUCUUAGACAAGCCAUCACUGAACUCGAAACAGCCAUCGGUGAUUUGAAGGCCACACGUGAUGACCGGAAUUUACGGAUCCAACAAGACGAUCUAGAGGGACUAAGCUGCUCAAAUCGUGCCAGAGAGUGGCUUAGUGUGGUGCAAGAAACGGAGACUAAAACAGCCUCAAUUUUAGCAAGGUUUAGACGUCGGGAACAGCGGACGAAUAUGCAAAGGAGAUGCCUCGGUUGUUUCGGUUGUGCCGACUACAAACUGUGCAAGAAGGUUUCUGCGACACUGAAGUCCAUCGGUGAGCUGAGACAACGCUCCAAAGAUAUAGAAACAGAUGGCGGGUCAAUUCAAGUGACUUGUAGGGAGAUACCGAUCAAGUGCGUGGUCGGAAUUACCACGAUGAUAGAACAGGUUUUGGAUUUACUAAGUGAAGAAGAAGAAAGAGGAAUCAUCGGGGUUUAUGGACCCGGUGGGGUUGGGAAGACAACUUUAAUGCAGAGCAUUAACAACGAGCUGGUCACAAAAGGCCAUCCGUAUGAUCUUCUGAUAUGGGUUACGAUGUCCAGGGAAUUCGGCGAGUGUACAAUUCAGCAAGCUGUUGGAGCGCAGUUGGGUUUAUCUUGGGGCGAGAAGGAGACCGGGGAACAAAGAGCUUUGAAGAUACACAGAGCUUUGAAACAGAAACGGUUCUUGUUGCUGCUCGAUGAUGCCUGGGAAGAGAUAGACUUGCAGAAAACUGGAGUUCCUCGACCUGACAGGGAAAACAAAUGCAAGGUUAUGUUCACAACACGGUCUAUGGCAUUAUGCAGCAUUAUGGGUGCGGAUUGCAGGUUGAGAGUGGACUUUCUGGAGAAGCAAUACGCGUGGGAGCUCUUCUGUGAUAAAGUUGGGAGAAAAGAUAUCUUGGAGUCACCGUCGAUUCGCCGGCUCGCUGAGAUUAUAGUGAGUAAAUGUGGAGGAUUGCCACUCGCAUUGGUCACUUUAGGAGGAGCCAUGGCUCACAGAGAGACCGAAGAAGAGUGGAUCCACGCUAGUGAAGUUCUGACUAGAUUUCCAGCAGAAAUGAAGGGUAUGAACUAUGUAUUUACCCUUUUAAAAUUCAGCUACGACAAUCUCGAGAGUAAUCUGCUCCGGUCUUGUUUCUUGUACUGCGCUUUAUUCCCAGAAGAACAUUCUAUAGAGAUCGAACAGCUUGUUGAGUACUGGGUCGGAGAAGGGUUUCUCACCAGUUCCCGUGGCGUUAACACCAUUUACAAGGGAUAUUUUCUGAUUGGGGAUCUGAAAGCGGCAUGUUUGUUGGAAACAGGGGAUGAGAAAACACAGGUGAAGAUGCAUAAUGUGGUAAGAAGCUUUGCACUGUGGAUGGCAUCUGAACAGGGGACUUAUAAGGAGCUGAUCUUAGUAGAGCCUAGCAUGGGACUAACUGAUGCCCCUAAAGCGGAAAAUUGGCAAAAAGCGUUGGUGAUUUCAUUGUUAGAUAACAGAAUCCAGACCUUGCCUGAAAAACCUCUAUCCCCGAAUCUGACAACACUGAUGCUCCAACAGAACAAGUAUUUGAAGAAGAUUCCAACAGGGUUUUUCAUGCGUAUGCCUAUUCUCAGGGUCUUGGACUUGUCUUUCACAAGUAUCACCGAGAUUCCGUUGUCCAUUACGAAUUUGGUGGAGUUGCAUCAUCUGUCUAUGUCAGGAACAAAGAUAAGUGCAUUGCCCCAAGAGCUUGGGAAUCUUAGAAAGCUGAAGCAUCUGGACCUACAAAGAACUCAGUUUCUCCAGACGAUCCCACGAGAUGCCAUAUGCUGGCUGAGCAAGCUCGAGGUUCUGAACUUGUAUUACAGUUACGCGGGUUGGGAACUACAGAGCUUUGGAGAAGAUGUGGUAGAAGAACUCGGGUUUGCAGACUUGGAAUACAUGGAGAAUCUAACCACACUCGGUAUCACUGUUCUCUCACUGGAGACCCUAAAAACUCUCUACGAGGUAGGCGCCUUGCAUAAUUGCAUACAGCAUCUGCACGUUGAAGAGUGCAAUGGUCUCCUUCACCUCAAUCUCCCGUCACUUGCUAACCAUGGUAGGAGCUUGAGAAGACUUAGCAUAAAAAGUUGCCAUGACUUGGAAUACCUGGUUACACCCACAGAUGUCGAAAAUGAUUGGCUUCCAAGUCUAGAGGUUCUGACUUUAAACAGCCUCCAAAAAUUAAGCAGAGUGUGGGGAAAUUCUGUAAGCAAAGAGUGUCUGAGGAAUAUCCGUUGCAUUAACAUUUCACACUGCCACAAGCUGAAGAACGUCUCAUGGGUUUCGCAGCUCCCAAAGCUAGAGGUGAUUGACCUGUUAGACUGCAGAGAGCUAGAGGAAUUGAUAAGUGAACACGAGAGUCCAUCUGUUGACGAUCCAGCAUCAUUUCCAGCCCUGAAGACUUUGACAUUUAGGGAUCUCCCAGAAGUAAGAAGCAUCCUUCCAUCUCAAUUGUCUUUCCAGAAACUAGAAACUUUAGUCAUCACAAAUUGCCCCAAAGUGAAAAAACUGCCAUUUCAGGAGACGACGGUCCAAAUGAACUUGCCAACAGUUUACUGUUGUGAGAAGUGGUGGGAUGCACUAGAAAACGAUCAACCAAAUAAAGAGCUUUACUGCUUGCCGCGCUUCGUUCCAAAUUGAUAUAGAAGCUAUGAGUCCUCUGUAAAUUAUGGACAUAAAGACAAAUAAAUAUUAAUUAUUAUGCGAGAGAAAUGUUAAGUUAAGAGUUUGAGAAGACUUGACCAACAUGGCAGCUGCAUGGAUUUUCCACUGCUGCCUGUAACAUGUAGCUUUAGAAACAAAACAGAGCAGACUAUAGCUAAAGAGAGGUCAUGGAGAAUACAAAAGCAAAACCAUAUAAAACAGAUGAAAUGGCAUAAGAAUGACAAGAAACCUGAGAACUGUUUCUAUUAAAUGCAGAAAUUUCAAAUUUCACAUUGCCAAAACAUUAGAUAAGCAUCAGUAUCUCAUGAGACUUGGGGAAAGGGUUCAGAGGAAAUAAGAGAGGUGACAACUGUUGACAUUAGAUAUGAAAAAAAAAAAAAAAAAAAAAAA
Camelina sativa (false flax) is the source of this 3403-nucleotide messenger RNA. The record is from RefSeq and is a predicted model, not a curated record. NCBI's taxonomy places the organism in Eukaryota, Viridiplantae, Streptophyta, Magnoliopsida, Brassicales, Brassicaceae.